CUACACGUGAUUACAGCCCCAGCCAGACCACGCAGUGUUACUGGGUGGCUCAAUAAUGAUGGCCUCUGUGCGGGCGGCGAAGCAGGCUCUCAGGGCAGACCUGAAAAAACGACUAUCAGCUCUGAGUUCCGAGGAGAAAAUACGACAAUCCCAAGCAGUAACACAAAAGAUACUCUCCCAUAGCAGAUAUCAGACUGCUCAACGUGUUGCCAUUUUUUUAAAUAUGCAAGAUGAAAUCCAGACUGGGGACAUCAUUGAUGAUAUUUUCAAACAAGGCAAAAUAUGUUUUAUCCCACGUUACAAGCCCCGUAGUAACCAUAUGGAUAUGGUAAGGCUCAGUUCAGUACAGGAAAUACAGCAGCUUCCAAUGACCUCCUGGAACAUCCGCCAACCUUCUGAGGAGGACAGCAGAGAGGAGGCUCUGUCUACUGGGGGACUGGAUCUUAUGCUGGUACCUGGACUUGGAUUUGACAAGGAAGGUCACAGAUUGGGCAGGGGUAAAGGUUAUUAUGACACGUUUCUGGAGAAAUACAACCAGUUGCAUGUUGGACAACCAUACACAAUUGCGCUGGCAUUUCAAGAGCAACUCUGUGAAUCUAUCCCAGUAUCAGAAAAUGAUUUUGCAAUAGAUGAGAUUAUCUGUGCAGGUGACCUGGAUGUUCUCAAAAAUUGAUUGCUAAAGACAGAGGGAACAAACAAAAUAUGCACCUAUCAUGUGAUAUUAUUCAGACGGCAGAAAUAAAUCUUUAUAUUUUUUUCAAA
This is a messenger RNA of Bombina bombina (fire-bellied toad), 762 nucleotides long. RefSeq names its product methenyltetrahydrofolate synthetase (gene MTHFS). The record is from RefSeq and is a predicted model, not a curated record. Gene Ontology annotation, molecular function: 5-formyltetrahydrofolate cyclo-ligase activity. Lineage: Eukaryota; Metazoa; Chordata; Amphibia; Anura; Bombinatoridae. Gene Ontology annotation, biological process: folic acid-containing compound biosynthetic process; tetrahydrofolate interconversion. The coding region runs from base 56 to 673 and encodes 205 amino acids. Gene Ontology annotation, cellular component: mitochondrion. The transcript has 3 exons.